This is a messenger RNA of Ipomoea triloba (trilobed morning glory), 2198 nucleotides long. RefSeq names its product probable ribosomal RNA small subunit methyltransferase B. Gene Ontology annotation, molecular function: rRNA methyltransferase activity; RNA binding. Bases 116 to 1750 code for a protein of 544 amino acids. The record is from RefSeq and is a predicted model, not a curated record. Lineage: Eukaryota; Viridiplantae; Streptophyta; Magnoliopsida; Solanales; Convolvulaceae. The transcript is spliced from 18 exons. Gene Ontology annotation, biological process: rRNA processing; RNA methylation; regulation of DNA-templated transcription.
GGUUCAAUAAGUCCUGAACCUGAAGUACAGUUAACAGUUCAAUCCGGAUGGGCAGACCGGUUAUCUUCUGCUGACACUCUGCUUUUGCUCUCUUGAUAGUUGAUAGCAAAUAGCAAUGGAGGCAUCAAGUUGCCGCGCCUCUUCUGUCUUUUCGGCUCGUUUCUACGAGCACAAGAAGAGAAUUUCGCCACCCAUUCUACUUUCGGCACGAGUUACUACCUCUGCGUCGCUCCCCACGGCUUCUUCUCCAAGAAAGCAAGCAAUUUCCAAGACAACUCCGCAACACCCUGCUCGCAAAUCAGGGCCUAUGAGAGAUUCGAGCAGAAUUCAGAAGGAAGUUUCUCCUCAUAGAGCUGUCUCUGCUGUGAGAUUGAUGCGUAUAGAAUUUGGUGGUGCUUUUGCUGACCUUUUGAAUGAGCAAGGGAAGGGUUCAGGAGAAAGUGAAAUGGGAUAUGUUGAAAGGACUCUUGGGUUUUGCACUCGCGAGUUGGAUGAUAGAGAUUUAAGACUGGUAACAGAGAUUGUUGGAGGUACCAUUCGCUGGAGGAGAUACCUUGAUUAUUUGAUUCUUUCACUGUGCCAUGAUGAGAAUACAUUCAGAGGCAUGGAACCUCUUUUGCUACAGAUUCUUCGAAUUGGUUUCUAUGAGAUUGUCAAAUUAGAAAUGCCACCUUAUGCAGUGGUAGAUGAGAAUGUUAAGCUUGCAAAAUUUGCUCUCAGACCUGGUGCUGGUAACAUGGUAAAUGGGAUUCUCAGGAAGCUAGUCUUUCUUAAGGAAAAUGAUUCCCUUCCUGAAGUGAAAAUUGAAGGUAACGAUCGCCAGCAAGCGCGUGCUCUCAGCACUCUUUACUCUCACCCAGUUUGGAUGGUGAGACGAUGGACAAAAUAUUUUGGACUUGAAGAAGCUAUUAAGCUGAUGGUAUGGAACAACAACGAUCCAAGUUUCAGCCUCAGGGCAAAUACUGGAAAAGGUUUAACAAGGGAUGACCUUGUGACACGCCUUACAAUGUUGAAGGUUCAACAUGAGCCUUCUCCCUACUUGGACGAUUUUGUUCGUAUCAAAACAGGAAUGCAGAAUGUCAUUCAAGGUGGUUUACUGAAAGAAGGUUUUUGUUCGGUCCAGGAUGAGAGUGCAGGGUUGGUGGUUUCUAUUGUUGAUCCCAAACCUGGUGAGAGCAUUAUUGAUUGUUGUGCUGCACCGGGAGGAAAAACCCUUUUCAUGGCAUCCCGCUUGAGAGGCCAAGGCAUGGUCUUUGCAGUCGACAAAAAUAAAGGCCGAUUAAGGAUCCUCAAAGAGACAGCAAGAUUGCAUGAAACUAUUGAUGUCAUCACAACUGUUCAUGCUGAUCUUCGUAAAUUUUCUGGCAGCAAUGCUGUCAAAUCUGACAAAGUUUUGCUAGAUGCUCCUUGUUCAGGAUUGGGAGUUCUUUCUAAGCGAGCAGAUUUACGUUGGAAUAGAAGACUGGAGGAUAUGGAACAACUUAAGAAUUUACAAGAUGAACUUCUUGAUUCAGCUUCAACGUUGGUGAGGCCAGGUGGAGCGCUAAUAUACAGCACUUGCUCCAUUGAUCCAGAAGAGAAUGAAGAAAGAGUUGAAGCUUUUCUUCUGAGGCAUCCAGAGUUCUACAUUGAUCCAGUAGACAAAUACGUUCCCCCAGAAUUUGUCACCAGAAAGGGUUUCUAUGCCUCUAAUCCUGUCAAGCAUGCAGUUGAUGGAGCCUUUGCUGCUCGUCUCAUUCGAUCUCGAUAAAGUCAAGAAUAUGGCAAGACUUGAGACAAACACUUGCCGUAAUCCAUCCAGCUGGCCUGGCCUACGUUCACUUCAACUACAAUCUGCUAAACUCGGUGAGUGAUAUCCAAUAAACCUCCCUGUGUCUCAGAAGAAAAAAUAAAUAAAGGCAAUUCUGAACCUUCAAGCAAAGGCUUAAUGUAUGAUUUUGGAUUUGUUUGAGAUGUAACAACAUUUGAAGGGUCAUUGUACUACCAAAAUUGAUUGGGGAGGGGAGGUGAUGACUGAAGAGAGGGUGAGGGUCUCUAUUCUGUAGGCUAAUGCUAAAUAUGUACAAAUUUUUAUAUACACAGUAUUAGUUGAUAUGGGCUAUGGCCAAUAGUGAAAACAUUCUUUUUUGUCUUUUUAUAUUUUUGUCUUCUUGCACUCUUGAUGAUAAAACAUUCUUAUAAAACAUUCUUCUUUGUCA